CAGCCGGAGAGGAAGAGGAGGAGGAGUUAGAGCAGCCUGGCCGGGCAGCCGUCCCAGCCCGGGGCCGAGCAGGUGGAGGGCGGAGGGGACGGAGGGACGGCGCCUCUCGGCCGGGCGGGGAGAUGGAGUGGCCGGGCCGCGGCCCUUUGCUGCUGGUGGUGAUUCUGACCCUGCUGCUGUACCCGGUGCUGAGGAGCCUCGCUCUCCAGCUGCACGCUGCGCUCACCGGCAGCUACGUCUCGGGGACACACUCCAUCGCCUUCAUCAACUGCCUCAACGAGCAGAUCGCCAAGGAUAUUGCAAGGGCCAUCAUGGACAAGAAGCUGGCUGGCUACGUGAACAUCUUGCCGAAGAGCUUGGCCUUAUAUUUCUGGAAAGGAGAACUGGAAGAAUCCACUGAAAUACUGCUGUUAGUGAAAACCAGGACAUCCAAAAUAGGUGAAUUGUCCAACUAUGUCAGAUCCAUCCACCCCUUUGAAAUUCCUGAAAUCAUCAGCCUGCCUAUUGACCAAGGAAACCCUCUCUACUUCAAAUGGAUAGAGGAAAGUGUCCCACGAGACUGAAACAUGCAGAAAGCACCUUGCUUUGGGGGGCACCGGAGGAAACGUGUGGCACUGCACUGGUCUCUGUGCAGGCGGGAGUUAAGUACACGCAGGGAAGCAGCUUAUAUCUUCACAGGUUUGCUAUAACACAGAAGCUUGGGAUUGGGAAUUUUGUUUGCACUCCAAGCAUCCCCUCCUGACCUGACCCUGCGUACAAAAGCCAAGGGAGCAGCAAACCAGAGCAGAUGCUGCGUUAGCAGGAGCCGCGGGCAGCGCACACGCUGACUCUGCUGAGCUGGGCGAUGCCCAUGGCCAGUUCAGGGAAACUAAAAGGACCAGGGCAUCGCCCAGCUGUGGGACCAACCAGCCCGGCCCCGCGUCCCCCACCUUGCCUGAACGGCGGCUUUCUACCUGGGCCAAGUUUAACCUUGUAAAAAGAUGCUCAGGUUAGUAGUUCAACAGGAUGUAACCAUAUCGAGUUAUUUAUGUGACUGGGAAGGCAAUAAACAGGAGCAUUUCUUA
Columba livia (rock pigeon) is the source of this 1064-nucleotide messenger RNA. It is a transcript of the gene CUTA, whose product is annotated as cutA divalent cation tolerance homolog. Gene Ontology annotation, molecular function: copper ion binding. NCBI's taxonomy places the organism in Eukaryota, Metazoa, Chordata, Aves, Columbiformes, Columbidae. Gene Ontology annotation, biological process: response to metal ion. The record is from RefSeq and is a predicted model, not a curated record. Bases 123 to 563 code for a protein of 146 amino acids. The transcript has 6 exons.